This is a messenger RNA of Oryza brachyantha (malo sina), 1724 nucleotides long. Its product is annotated as pentatricopeptide repeat-containing protein At4g18520, chloroplastic. The transcript has a single exon. Bases 80 to 1390 code for a protein of 436 amino acids. Gene Ontology annotation, biological process: RNA modification. Gene Ontology annotation, molecular function: protein binding; RNA binding. The record is from RefSeq and is a predicted model, not a curated record. NCBI's taxonomy places the organism in Eukaryota, Viridiplantae, Streptophyta, Magnoliopsida, Poales, Poaceae.
UGGCCGGAGCCCGGAUGCGCCGAGAGGAACCGGACAUCUUUAACCGGGGAGGUCGGGUCGUAACGUAACACGCCGCCCGAUGGCGCGUUGCUCCGUCGCCAAGCCGUUCAGCGCCACCGCCACCUCCAUCACGGCGGCUCCGCGCCUCUCACCCCGCCACCGCCGUCGUGUCGCCGCCGUCGGGGCCGCGCUGCAGCUGCCAGCCCUGCGGAAACCACCACCACCACCGCCCCUUCAUCCGCGUCCGAAUCUCCCGGUCCCCACCACCACCUCCCACGACGACGACGACGGCCCCGCCACGCGCCACAGUGACAGAGGCAAGAGGCCAGUGACGGCAUGGAGGGAAUCUCCGUCCUUGUCCGGCGCUGGCGAUGUGCUCCGCCUGCUGGACGCGCUCCGGCUCCCGCCCGACGAGGACGUCUACGUCUCCCUCCUCAGGGACUGCGCCGACGCCGCCGAGGUCGCCUCCGUGCACGCGCACAUUGCCGGAAGCCUCGCCGUCUCCGGCCUCCCUUUGCCUCUUGCCAACCGGCUGGUGCUCGCUUAUGCAGCGUGCGGCGACACCGGGACUGCGCGCCAGGUGUUCGACGAAAUGCCCGUGAAGAACGGCAUCACCUGGGCGACCAUGGUGUCGGCCUACUCCGAUGGAUGCUUCCAUCAUGACGCGUUACGGCUGUUCGCCCAGAUGUGUCACCAAGUGCAGGGGCUCACUGGCGAUCACUACACCCAUGCCAUUGUGGCAGUGCUCCGUUCAUGUGCUCGGGUGGACGAAUUGGACUUCGGUGAGCAGGUUCAUGCCUUUCUUGUCAAGAAAAAUGGAGUUUGUGGUGAUGUUGGAAGCUCGCUACUGCAGCUGUACUGCCACUGUAGGCAACAAAGUAGUGCAAGGCAUGUUCUUCAGAUGAUGAGGAGCUCAUCCGAAGAACCUGUACCUGAGGCAGCUUGGACUAGCUUGAUCAAAGCAUCCCACCAUGACGGCUGUCUGGAUGAUGCCAUUGAUAUCUUCAGGGACAUGGCCUCCUCUGGCAUUCUCAGGAGCAGCUUCUCCCUGUCAAGCAUCCUUGCAGUGUGCGCGGAGGCGAAGGGCAAAGGGUGCUACGGGCAGCAGGUGCAUGCUGAUGCCAUCAAGCGUGGCCUGGACAUGAACCAGUUCGUCGGGUCAGGGUUGCUCCACAUGUACGCGAAGCAAGGGCAGCUUGAAGAUGCAGCCAGGGCAUUCGAUGCUAUUGGUGGCACGCCUGACGCGGUGUGCUGGAGUGCCAUGGCCAUGGCAUAUGCUCGCGGUGGAAUGUACAGAGAGGCCACCAGGGUGGUGUAUCAGAUGAAAGCUUCUGGAAUGGAUCCUUCGGAACUGAUGAUGAAUGAGGUUAAGCUGGCCUGCUUCAGAUGAGCUACCGAAGAAUGGUUUCCUUUGUUUUGUAUUGUAUGAUGCGCGUAGAAAGGAAGUAAUUUAUAGACUUAAGAGUUGUGCCCAUAUCUUUGUAGAAGAUGUAAACAUCCAGUAAUGGAUUCAUGAAGGACUUAACGUAGUCAGCUUGGUGUGUCUGUGAGAAUAUAAUGCUCUAUACCGUAACGUGUGAUGUAAUAUCUGAAGGUUCCCUGCAAAAGAAGGAUCAUCUCCAAAGUUGAAAUGGUCCAUCUCUGAAGAUGAAAUCUCUGCCUGUUUGAGACAUUGCUUUGCAGCGAUGAUGACCUUGGCAGUGGUAGCUGUCAUGAAGCCUAAC